AAUUUAAAUAAAACCGCUAUUACUUAUCUCUAACUUUUCUCUCUCAAAAUUUUUCUGACCUGUCCAUAAGUGUUGUUUGGUUUUGGUGUAUAUCCGACAAUUUUAGUUUGUUCAAGUUUGGUAGUGUUUUUUGUCUACAAAGAGAGAAAGAAUAGUUCUUUGCCAAUUGCCACAGUUCACUUCUUUGGCUUCUUCAAAUUUCGACUUUCAUUCACAACUAUUUGCCAUACUUCACUUCUUGGUUGAUGAGAAAGUGAUGGUACUUUAAUUAGUUGAAGAAGAGCAUAUAUAUAUAUAUAUUAAUCAAGAUUCUACAAGAGUUGCUUUCUUCAGAUUUGGUUCUACUAUUCUUUUGUUGUGUAUAAAUUCCCAAACUUCAGAUGGUUUAUGUUGCAAAAACCACUUGAAGAGAACUAAGAAGACCCUUCUCUCCUUUCUAACUUAGCUUGCUUCCUUAAUCAGGCUUGCUAGAAACAAGUUGCCAAGUCAAAAUCAAGAAAACAAAAAUGGAAAGAGAGUUACAUGAGCGAAACAAUCAAGAUGUGCAUGGAUUUGAGAAUACUAAUAUGGUGCCAUCAGUGGAUUAUGAUAUUCAAUACCAGCAGCCUACUGAUUUUAAUCCUAUGGAUGAUACAGAUAUUUGGCUUAAUGUAAAUGACACUUCCAUUAAUUUCUCCACUGAUUUUCAAGAUUUUCCAUGCAUGUCCUCGUCAUCCUCAACAUCCUAUUCCCCUCCUACUACUGAAUCUGAUCCCUCUUCUUGGGCUGUCCUAAAAUCUGAUGCUGAACAAGAUUUCGACAAGAAAAUCGACAAAAUUGGUGACCAGGAAUGUCUAAAUGUGAUGGAGAAUCUUGGUUACAUGGAUUUAAUCGAUGUAAAUGAAUUUCUUGAUCCUAUCUCUUUGUUCCAAAAUGAAAAUCCACAAAAACAACAAGAAGAAGAGGAUCAGGAGCUGUCUAUUUUUCAAGGGGAUAGUGAGCUUGCACUUAUGUUCUUAGAAUGGCUAAAGCAAAACAAAGACUACAUUUCUGCUGAAGACAUGAGGAGUAUUAAGCUCAAACGUUCAACAAUUGAAAGCGCUUCGAAACGGUUGGGAAGUACAAAAGAAGGGAAAAAACAGUUGUUGAGACUCAUUCUUGAUUGGGUUGAACAACACAGAUUGCAAAAGAAACAAAUGAGAGAAGCUGAAGCCAUUAAUCAACAAACUCUUCAAAACACUGCCCCUUAUAGUUUUGAUCCAAAUGCUUGUUUUUAUCCCUCUCAGUGGAUGGCAACUCCGGCUUAUAACGUCCCUAAUUUUCCUGAUUCUAGCCCUGUAAUGGCAGGGCCAGUACAGGGGUACAUUGGUGAUCCUUAUUACUCUAAUGGAUCUUUAUUUGCGCCUCAAACAAUGAGUGGAAGUGCAAAUUCACCGGCUUCAACAGAGUGUCAACCUAUGGAAACUUGUCAAUCCUGGUCUUCGUCACAAUUUACAGUGGCGGGCGCUUCUCAAUACAAUCAAUUUCCUGAUAAUGAUAGUACUAAUAAUGUUGCUAUGGCUGAUCAGCCUCAAGCUUUAGUUCAAUAUGGUCCGUACCAACUUUUCGAUGGGAAUGGUGAGAGAUUGUCAAGGUUGGGCUCAAGUGCUACUAAAGAGGCUCGGAAGAACAGAAUGGCUAGGCAGAGACGAUUACGUCCCCAGCAUUAUCGUCACCAAGCUCACAAUCAAAGACAAAUUACUAAUGAGCAAAGUCUAAUGAUGGGUGGAGACAUUAAUUGUGCAAUGUCUCAAGCUAACAAUCCAGGAAAUUGGGUAUAUUGGCCUUCUUCUGCUGCUGCUCCAUCAAUGGCGAUGGUUCCACAGGCUGAUGCUCCCCAAUCACUUCCAGCGGAGAGGCCGGCUCUGCAAUCACAGAACCAUCAGAGGCCUGGUUUGGCAGACAAAAGACAGGCUUGCAAAACGGAGAAGAAUCUCAAAUUUCUCCUGCAAAAAGUACUGAAGCAGAGCGAUGUUGGCAAUCUUGGAAGAAUUGUGCUGCCAAAGAAAGAAGCAGAAAAUCAUCUCCCGCAACUUGAAUCAAGGGAUGGAAUUUCAAUUGCCAUGGAAGACAUUGGAACUUCUCGUGUUUGGAACAUGAAAUAUAGAUUUUGGCCAAAUAACAAAAGCAGGAUGUACCUUCUUGAGAACACAGGCGAUUUUGUUCGAGCUAAUGGACUUCAAGAAGGCGAUUUCAUUGUAAUAUACGCCGAUAUAAAGUGUGGCAAAUAUUUGAUACGUGGAGUAAAAGUGAGGCAGAAUGGACCAAAAGCAGAGGGCAAAAAGCCAGCAAAGAAAAACCCUCGUAAGUUAUCUGCAGCAGCUAUUAGCUCAUCUCCAGUUGCACAAGCAGUUAGAUAAGUAAUCUCAACAAGUUUACAAAUUGGUAAGCAGAGUAUCAUUUUGUAAACUAGAAUUCACUGUAGAUGACUCUGACUCAUGCAAAGACAUCUUAAGGAGUUUGUAAUUGUUAAUCAGGGCAACUGCCUAAUGUAGAUAAAUAUGUAAGUUGUAAUCUGAAUGUGUUGUAUGUCUAGCUGUUUUCUAACUUUAUGCGAUGUAAUGACCAUCAUUCAUAAUAUAGUUUAAGUUA
Messenger RNA from Lycium ferocissimum, 2610 nucleotides. Its product is annotated as B3 domain-containing transcription factor ABI3-like. The record is from RefSeq and is a predicted model, not a curated record. The transcript is spliced from 7 exons. The coding region runs from base 507 to 2378 and encodes 623 amino acids. NCBI's taxonomy places the organism in Eukaryota, Viridiplantae, Streptophyta, Magnoliopsida, Solanales, Solanaceae. Gene Ontology annotation, molecular function: DNA-binding transcription factor activity; DNA binding.